AUGGUUCUCAGAAGUUCAAACUCGCCAUUAACCUCGGAGUUCGAUGCCUUGGUACAGCAGCAGAUGGACAAAUGGAAAGUCCCGGGACUAUCCAUGGCAGUGGUUCAUGGUUCCAGCACCUGGUCAAAAGCGUAUGGAUUCGCCGAGUUUCCUGAUCGCAAGAUGACCACCGAUUCUCUUUUCUCUACUUGUAGCACCACCAAAGCAUUCACCGCAGCGGCCAUGUCUCUGGCCAUCGACGAUAGCAAGAAUACCGAGUCCCCCCUUCGCUGGGACACCCCAAUUGCGUCCAUACUGAGAGAUGAUUUUGUGCUGGAGAACGACUACAACACAAUGCAUACUACCAUAGAAGAUGCUCUAUCGCACCGCUCAGGGCUAUCAACUCACGACGCUUGUUUAAAUUUAGUGCAUCCCCAGAGAUCCCUACGUGAAGCAGUUCGAAAUUUGCGACAUCUUCCUAUAGCCUAUGCUCCCCGCACUACCUUCUCCUACAACAACAACAUGUAUAUGACGGUAUCUCAUGCAUUGGAACAAAUCGAAGGCAGACCUCUCGGCGAGACUCUCAAGAAACGCAUUUGGGAUCCAUUGGGGAUGAAUGACACGUAUUUCUCCGUGACAGAUGUCAAGGGGGACCCGUCGCUUCGUCCUCGACUCGUGCAGGGCUACACCUGGGACCCAGACACCAACGCCUACAUCGCAGAACCCUACAUGAACGAUGUCGCUAUAACUGGAGCCGGCGCCAUGGUGAGCAGCGUACUCGAGUACACCAAGUGGCUACGCGCGAUGAUCUACCAAAAGGGUCCCAUCUCUCCACAGGGCCAUGCAGAACUCUUGAAGCCACGCACGGUGAUCACGAAUUGGGAUGAGCUCGUCGGACCUCCUCCUGCCCCAUGUCAUCUCUAUGCCCUGGGAUGGUUUGCGGAUAGUUACCGCGGCGAACCUUUUUACUGGCACAGCGGGAGUUGGCCCGGAUUCGGCAUCAUGGUGGGCUUCCUACCGAGCAACGGCUUUGGCUUUGCUAUGAUGGGUAACACGAGCAAUGCCCGGAAUGCGCAGGUGGAGAUCUACAUGCACCUUCUGGAUCGGAUUUCCGGCGGAUCAGGGAUCCCGCGCUCAGUGGGCCAGGCAACAGAGUGGGAAAACAGGAAGGUCAAAACCAAGUCCGAGUGUAUGGAAGAAGCCAUCAAACGGCUUUAUCCGUCUCUGCCCGAUCCUGUUCUUUCCCAUUCUCUACAGUUAAACCAGUAUGCAGGAAGAUACGAGCAUCCUGCGUACAGUUCUAUCACUCUAUCCCUCAAAAAUGGGUGUUUGGUUGCAGAUCUACUGGACCGUGCUGUACCUUCCCUUAUGACUCUCGCUCAUGCAAGCGGGGAGUUCUUUGUGGCGCAUUACUACCAGCCCAAGGAAAUCGGAUCUCUCUCUGGUUACUACGCAACGGAAUUCAUAGUGGGUUCCAAUGGAAUUGCCACCGCAAUGGGCCUGGAUGUGGAGCCCGCUUUGAAUGGAGAGAAGAUGUGGUUCGAUCGAAAGGACUGA
Molecule: messenger RNA, 1536 nt
Organism: Penicillium samsonianum
Lineage: Eukaryota; Fungi; Ascomycota; Eurotiomycetes; Eurotiales; Aspergillaceae
Exons: 2
Coding region: 1-1536 (511 amino acids)
Source: RefSeq, a predicted model, not a curated record